Messenger RNA from Dioscorea cayenensis subsp. rotundata (Guinea yam), 733 nucleotides. Its product is annotated as dehydrin Xero 1-like. Lineage: Eukaryota; Viridiplantae; Streptophyta; Magnoliopsida; Dioscoreales; Dioscoreaceae. The record is from RefSeq and is a predicted model, not a curated record. Gene Ontology annotation, biological process: response to water. The coding region runs from base 63 to 509 and encodes 148 amino acids. The transcript is spliced from 2 exons.
UCAACAAAUCCAACAACAACUCCAUUCCAUUUCAAGCUUUGUCUUUAUUUUUGUUGUUUACAAUGGACUCUUAUGGCAAUCCCAUCAAGCAGCACACUGACCAGUAUGGCAACCCAGUUCCACCACACCACACCAAUGUCGCCGGUGACACUGGCUAUGGCGUUGGCACUGCCGGCUACAACACCACCACUGGCCCUCACCAAGCUCAGCAUGCCAAGGACCCCCAUUCCGGUGGUCUCACUGGCAUGCUCCACCGUUCUGGCAGCUCCAGCUCUAGCUCUUCAGAGGAUGAUGGAAUGGGAGGAAGAAGGAAGAAGAAAGGGUUGAAGGAGAAGAUAAAGGAUAAGAUGCCUGGAGGACAUGAUAAGACUACUGGUACUACUACUACUACUGAUGAGUAUGGAACUGGUGCACAGGUGCACCAGCAGCAACCACUUGCAGAGACACAGACUCAUGAGAAGAAGGGCAUGAUGGAGAAGAUUAAGGAGAAGCUCCCUGGUCAUCAUUAAUGGUGAUCAGUACUAUUACCACCACCACUACUACUACUACUUAAAACCUCUCUUGCUUCCUUGUGUGUGUGUGUGUGUGUGUGUGUGUGUGUUGUGUGUUGUGUUUGGUGUUUGAAUAAUAUGGGGAGUGUGUUGAGGUGUUUUGCAUGGUUGCCUUUGUUUUGGUUUCCAUGCUUUGUACUUUCUACUACUUAUGUUUAAUAAAAUGUUUGUGUUGUAUGUGA